AUGAAUAGUUGUGGACAGUCUUUGGGAUGUAGUGUGAAGGUAGAAAGGAACGAUUUCGUUUGGUUUAAUUUCAGGCCUCAUUCUAUGUACCAUGAGGCUAAUAGGUUAAGAUGGGUUUGCAUAAAAGAGGCAGCUAAUCUGUCUGGAUCAGAAGUGGCAUGCAAUUUAUUACUAAUCGACCAAACAUGUAUACAAAUUAAAAACCAAACAAUUUGUGGUAAUGAGUCAAAAAAAGUUCUGAAAAAUAGUCGAAAACGUGAUUUGGAAGCUGACGAGAACGCAUUUGCGACUAUUCAUCAUAAUAGCGACAGAUAUUUCAUAUUGGAAUGGACGUACACGGCGAUGUUUUACACGUUUUCGUGUUUUGUUUUUUGCCGUCUUAUCUACUCUGAAAGCAUAUUGAAACCGUACUUGGACGACCUGACGCUGGACAACAUCAACUACUCGCUGAUGACGUCGCUGUCCGUCCUUAUUGUUUUGUUGAAUCCGUUGUUGGCGAACAAAGCACGCGAGAACCGAGAAAAGUAUUUCAAAAUCUGGAGAGAAUAUCAGAUUCAAUAUGAACAGUAUAGUGUUUCGGAAUUGAAUCUCGGUUCAUCGAUUCUUAUCGUUUUGCUAAUCGUUGGUGGUACAAUCAUAACAACGCUUGAGUUGGUCGCAAACUGCGUCUUAACAUCACAAUUAAACCCCACUUACAUCUACGCUAAUUGGCUUAUUUAUUUUUACACAAACCUUACGACCAUCCAGUGGGUCACGGACUGCCAUUUAUUGACUUUAGUCUCCAAGAAAUUGCUCAAUCAAUUUUUGGCACGGACAAUAACUGUGAAUUCAUCGGGCAGAAUCUUUAGCGACGGCAUAGGUGUUGAAACGCACGUGUCCCAUUUCGUCGAACUUUGGCGAAAACUUUCCGACAUGUCCAGUGGGCUCAUAGAUACCGGUUGUGGCCUCUACGAAUUCAAUUUCGCCGUGCAGUCGGUGAUUGUCGUGCAAGCUUUAUACGGUAUCGUUGCCCUGUACAUUGGACAACAUCAAUCAAUCGUACACUACAAUGUAUACUUCCCGACCGCCGCAUGGUCCAUCAUAAACCUGGUUGCUCUGUGCGAGGCUGCGUAUUCGGUCACUAAUCAAGUGGGAUUCAAAACCAAUAUAGCAAUACAAUCAAUAACUUGCAAUAACUUCAGUUUAGAAACUCAAGAGCAGAUUUUCACAGCUCUGAAAACUAUCCAAUCUCACAUACCUGUAAUAACUGUGAACGGUUACUUCACCAUGGAUCGAUCAUAUAUAUUGAGCUAUUUAGGAGUAGCUGUAUCAUACAUCAUCGUUCUGACUCAAUUUAAAAUUAGUACUUCUUAAUUCAUUACAUCCGGAAAAUACCAUAUUUGG
Molecule: messenger RNA, 1383 nt
Organism: Melanaphis sacchari
Lineage: Eukaryota; Metazoa; Arthropoda; Insecta; Hemiptera; Aphididae
Exons: 8
Coding region: 1-1353 (450 amino acids)
Biological process (GO): sensory perception of taste
Cellular component (GO): membrane
Source: RefSeq, a predicted model, not a curated record